UAUUGGCAUACCGAGUACCUAGUCAUAACAAAUAAACCUUUCAGAAACCUCCAUCACCACUCAGUCUCACCCACAACGCGUUUUCUAUAUCCAUCCCUCUCAUAUGCUUUACUAUUUUUUUAAAACCACAGCCUUUUCAUUCUUUUCAUUGUCUUUGUUUUGCAAACCUCCCUGGUGAGAAAGCUAGGAAAGUUUUUGUUAGAGAAGCUUCAACCCCUUCAUUCAUCUCUCUCUUCUUCCUCUCUGUGAUUCCCCAAAAACCAACCUAAGAAAAUGUGUCCUAUGAGGUUCAUCUUGGUGUUUUUCUCUGCAAUACUAGCAGGAUAUUUUGCAUGGCGGACGGUUCGUUCUUCGCCAGAGACAGAAAACAUUUUUGAGGACUCUACGGUUGAAAAUAUAUCAAUGAAAGAUAAACAAGAAUUCAAUCUGAGAAAGACAAUUCAUAAUGGGUUCUGGGUAUUCGUUGACAUGGCCAGCGGGAAGUACUUAUGGAGGAAUCUGAGGGACAUGAGAAACAAUGAGAAAGUCAAGAGCUGCUAAUAUUUGAUCAUGGAAGUAAUUACAAGUUCUGUAAUCAAUCUCUUUUUCUUUUCUUUUUUUAUUCUUUUUGAAGGGAUCUGGAUCUAGGUUGGGUUAGAGUGGAUAUAAAAGUGUAGACUUCAUACAAUUCUGCAAAUAGUAAAGUGUCAAAUUUUAUUUUCAAAUGCACAUCUCUUUAGCUUUCGAAGAAAAAGGAUAAAGAGCGAACAAAUUGGUGAAGACAGACUAAAUUUCAACAACAAAAAAGCCAGUAAUACAAUCAAAACAGGUAUAUUUUGCUCCAAAAUUAAAAGAUCUGACGAAUCCAAAUUCUUGGUCCAACAAGAAUUUCAAUGUCUGAUCUGCAAAUUUUACAAUUCUAUUCAUCAAACCUGUAGACAUAGAGUUUUAUAUCCAACAGGUAAGUCUAUGUAGUAUGUACAACAAGAAGAACAUCAUAUGUCAGCAUAUGCACAACUUCAUUCUAAAGAACAAAGACCUGUAAUUUAUUACAGAAGAUAAGAUAGGAGUGGCAAGAAUUACUUUAAAUCGA
Molecule: messenger RNA, 1072 nt
Organism: Quercus lobata
Lineage: Eukaryota; Viridiplantae; Streptophyta; Magnoliopsida; Fagales; Fagaceae
Product: Methyltransferase-related protein
Exons: 2
Coding region: 274-540 (88 amino acids)
Source: RefSeq, a predicted model, not a curated record